Messenger RNA from Cloeon dipterum, 4912 nucleotides. Its product is annotated as inter-alpha-trypsin inhibitor heavy chain H4-like. Bases 111 to 2822 code for a protein of 903 amino acids. Lineage: Eukaryota; Metazoa; Arthropoda; Insecta; Ephemeroptera; Baetidae. The record is from RefSeq and is a predicted model, not a curated record. The transcript has 15 exons.
UUCUUGGUCUGCUCUGUUUAUUUGUAACUCAGAAUAGGAAUUCGUUGAUAGUCCAGGGACACUCCCACUUGCUAGGCGUCAAGGGUCGGAAGUAGGAAGCGUCCCAAGCCAUGGCCGAACCUGUGCUGCAGCAGGUUCGCAAUCAAGCGGCCCUGUUGGUGCUUCUCGUCUCCUCGCUUUUCUGGUCGACCACCUCGGCAAUCCGCGCUAAUCCGGUUCACCGGCCCCUCGAGCAGGACCAGGGGUCAAAGUGCGAGGUGCAGAGCUACACCCUGCGGAGCGACGUCCACCUCAGGUACUCGACUUCGAUGCUGCGUAUUCAGGUGGCUAACCCUGAACGGAGCUGGCGCACUUUGGAGUGCACCCUGAACGUCGUGAUUCCAGAAACGGCGUUUCUAUCCGGCGUCCUAGCAGAAAUCGGAGAUAAAGUGAUACAAACUAAGGUUAUCGAAAGAAACGAUGCGAAUUCAAGCCACGAAGACGAGGAUGAUGGCACUAACGAUCCAUUUGAGGUGCCAAGAGAUUCAAAGCUAAUUAGAAUCGGAGUAUCCUUGAAGGCUGAAGAGGAAGCGAUUUUAUUCAUUUCCUACGAGCAGUUAAUCACAAGAAAAUUGGGCAUUUAUGAAAUUGUCCUUAAUCUACAUCCAGGCCAGAUUGUGCAAGAGCUAAGGGUAGACGCAUAUAUUCACGAAUCGAGGGAAUUGUCUGUUUUGCGUGUUCUUGGAAUUAGAUCUGGACAAGAAAUUGAUCCUCUGGAGGGUCAAAGUGAAUUUCCCUUAUCAAAAGUAAUCAGACGAUCUGAAAAUGAGGCUCACAUAAUCUUCUCGCCGAGUAGAAAGCAACAAAUGCAACUUGCCAAUUCCAAAGCGUGGCUGUCCAACAGUGACAAUGGUCUUUCAGGACAAUUGGUUGUCCAAUUUGAGCUAAGCAGACCGAAAGAUGGAGAAAUCAUGUUGAAAGACGGCUUUUUCGCGCACCACUACGCACCGACCGCGCUGAGCGUUCUUCCGAAACACGUGGUUUUCGUCCUAGACCUGAGCAGCUCGAUGGCUGGAAGAAGAAUCUCGCAGCUCAAGUUAGCAAUGGCCGCAAUUUUGGACGAGCUGAAAACCGACGACUACUUCUCAAUUGUCCAGUUCAACAGUUUCAAAUCAGUGUGGAGACCGUUCAGCAGGGAAAAGAGAAGGCCAAAAAGCAAUCGGCGGCCGCGGCAAUUUGGACAGAGCAAUUACUCUAAUCAGCAGGAUCGCAUAUCCAGCAGCAGCGACGGCGGCAGGCGCGUUCAAAAGCAGCCGGCGGACCUGGAAGGCGGCGGCCGCGUUAUUCCAGCAAAACCUCAUUACAUCGCCAAGGCGAAAAGAUAUAUCAAACGCAUGAAAGCCUCCGGAGGCACCAAUAUUCAAAAGGCACUGACAAAGGCCAUCGAAAUAGCGCAUUCCUCCGACGUGCCCCUUGCUUUGGUCGUCUUUUUGACCGACGGCGACUCCACGGUUGGCGAAACAAAGGCCAGUUAUAUUCUGAAAAUCGCACGGGAAGCAAAUCGGAAGGAAAAGUGCGGGAGCUACCAAGAAACCAUAGACGAGCCGUGCGAUAAUAUCACCACUAAACACGUCCCAAUCUACAGUCUUGCAUUUGGAGAGGAAGCAAAUAUUUACUUUUUGCGCAGACUUUCUGCAGAAAAUUUUGGUACAGCUCGCAGAAUUUACGACGCAGAGGAUGCGGCAAUUCAGUUGCAAGAAGUAUACGCAGAGCUCGCCGCACCAGUCCAAGCCAACUGCCUUUUCCAAUAUCCAGAGAAUAUGGUUGAUCCCGAAUGGGUAACACAACACAAAUUUGCUGCUGCUUUCUUGGGCUCCGAGAUCGUGGUUGCUGGACGACUGCUUCCAGAAGAUGAAAAAAGCGAUGGCGCUGACGAGGGUAACGGUGACUUUUGGGGCGAAGUGAAAGGAGAACAGGCCACCGGGGAAGUGUCUACCGUGCACCUGCCUGACUCAGAGAUCGAGUUUUACCCCAACACCAAAUUUAAUCCCAACCUGUCGCAUCUGUGGGCUUACUUGACCAUUUACCAGCUUCUCGUGGGGUCUGCUGCGCGUGAUUCGCGCGAAGAAGCAACACAAAUUGCACUUGAAUAUUCUUUCGUAACUGCAACCACUACACUAGAACCACACUUCGAGGGUGACCGAAAUGACGUGGCCACAUCAGUUUUGCGAGUACACCUUCCCGCUGAGCAAGAAAUCGGCCACAUCAUGGAUGACGACAACGCAAGCAGCACGGACGUGUGUUCCGAGGGUGGCGAGGGCGAGUACUGGUUCCCUCUGCAGCAGGCGUUCAUCCCCUGUGGCGAGCGGAAAGUUACACAUCACGUGCCCAACUCGUCGCAGCAGCGUAGCUCGGAAAACUUCGGCCGCAACCAAAUUCACGAGCCCACCAACGCGAUGGAAGACGAGGACGAACAGGAUUUUGAAGAGGACAAAAGUGAAGUUGUACAAAAGUACCAGCUGGUUGAUUUGGAGUCUCUUACCUGGUUGAAAGAUGUGCGAUACGGCCCCCGAUACUUGGUUCUACCCAAAGGAAGGGGAGGCGAAAAUCAGCUCUUUUCACUUGGACUGAAUGAGUCUAACGAGGCUUAUUCCCCUUGUUUGUCACCUCUGAAAGAACCCAGCCACUGCCGGCAUUUGCAUUUUUGUUCCAUUACCGAGUUGAAAGAAGACUUCUACGAAUUCCUCCGCUUCUUCUGCUCCAUUAACCAUUUUGCAGGAGUCUGCUGCCCGGACAGCCUGUUUCCUAUUGACGAGAGCAACGUGCAGCCUUUCGAUAAGUAGGCGACGGAAACAAUAUCCCUUUGGAACAACUCUAAUCAACCUCUAAUAGCCAUGCACACUACAAUGUAAGCGCGCGUGUUUUAUGGUAUUUGGAGAAAAACGCGGAAAGCGAGGCGUACGCGUUCCUUCACGUCGAGCUCUGUGAAAGAUUAUGAUGAAAAAAGGCAGCUCCUUUUAUCUUUUCCCCGACACAUCAACAUUUAUAAUCGUUUAUCCUCGGGUCAAUCUGAGCAGCUUUUGCUUUAUUGUGCAGCCGCCGACGGUGUGAAUUAAGGAGGAAUUUUGUGGUGGCCUAUCUGCACUCUGAAUAAACUAUAAUUCUCGGCGAGCGCGUUUUUCAGGUUGCGCGGCGCGCUAAAUGACAAGCCUCGGGAAUUUCAAUUACACCUCCCGCGCGCGCGAUAUCAUUAUUAUUUUUGUUCGCGGCGUCCGCGGCUGCGGCCGACCGAUGGUGCGAGGAAUUUUUUUGUUUUGUUGUCUAAUAGUGUCACACACAACACACAGAAUCGUAAAGUAAAUUAAAGUAAUGGAAGGAGGCGGGCGGCUCUUUUGUCUGAUGUGGUUUUCAGCAAUGAUAGAGAUUAUCUCGCGCCUCACAAAAGGGACGUUUUCCCUGUUGGCUUCUCCUAUAUAUGUAUAGGGCUUUUAGCAACAGCUGGUCGACGCGAGUAGCGUAGUUGAUCUAUGGACCACAUUUUUGCAACAGCAGUAUUGGUACGGAUGUGCAAAACCGAUUAUCGAUUCUUUUUUCUAUCGAAUCAUGAGUUCUUUGGCAUCUUGACGCAUUUUGAAAAUCAAUUUUUUUCUAGUGAUAAUUUAAUCAGGGAAUUAGCAGAAAAUCUCAGUAAAAGGGUCAAAUUUUAUGGCAUGCCCUCUUUUUUAAUUUUCCAGUGAACAACGCCCCAAUUUAAAAAAUCCUGCGAUUUUCGCUCUCUAUUACAGUGGUCGCUUUUCACAGAGAAUCCAGUGAAAAAAAAUUGUAAAAUAUUCUACUUUUCCUGGAAAUCAAUUUGCUCGUUUUAAGUGAUAAAGAAUCAAAGCGACGUAUCACUGAUGGCACUUGGCAAAAUAAAAUGUUAAACACUAUAGAAAUCGAUAUUAUUCUCCUUAAACUCGAUUAUUAAAUAGAUUAUUUUGAGCUGAAGACAGCGAUUUUGAUUAUUUUUGCACAUCCCAAAGAAUUAGAACUGCAUUUUUUUUACUUUUAAUUUUAAUGAAGUUUAUAUCGUGCCAGUUUGAUUAUCUGAGGUUUACUAUGUACUUGGUUUGUCAUUCCACAGAAAACACAAAAUUUGAAGAGCCCUCGAUUUUGCUUAAUGAUAGUGUUUGAUUGCUGGAGCACGCUUUCGGUGGAUACCUGUGAUGUGUUGACCGUGAACAAUUUCAAAUUGUCAUUGUUAUUCACAAUUAAGUACAAUAGAGAGCCAAUGACACGGCUAAAAUAGUCCAAAUGCCUGUGUCUACAUUGUAUCACGAGAUUUUUGCUGAGCAUUAUUGUUAUAUUAUUAUUACAUAUACCUUGUUCAUGCUUGUUACGUCCGACGAUGAAGCUUUUGUGUUCGGAACCGCUUUAUAGUGAGAAAUCCGAACAAAAUACUUUCUUGGUGUUUGGCUAAAAAUGGCAUUAUUCCAGUACAACUAUUUUUACACUUGAUUAAUAUUAAAAUAUUUGUUACAAUUAUUCACUGCAAACGUAAACUGCUAAUUAAACUUGAGCAGCAGAACUUUGUUGGUUGUUUGUUUCUUGUCUGAUUAUCUUUGGUCUUUGAUGUUGUCAAUUGUUUGAUUUCGCUACUACUUGAGUUUUGCGAGAUAACGAGUUUCACGUGAAACGAAUUGAAUUGUUUGUUCAGCAGCAGUGAAAUCAAACUCUCUAUAUUUAUCUUUCUAAGCUUUGUAUAUUGUUCAUUGUGUCGAUGAACUUUUUCUUGUCUCUGCUUGGUAAUCAUAAACUUAAUUUGAUUAAUAUUUUAACACAACUUCAGCUCAGUUUACAGGCCAAAAUUAAAACAAAAUACACGGUUGGCUAUAUCUCUGCAAUAAAUAUAACUAAAUCAGGACCGAUGAGUAACAGUUAUUUUCCAAAUUUA